Molecule: messenger RNA, 2786 nt
Organism: Mercenaria mercenaria
Lineage: Eukaryota; Metazoa; Mollusca; Bivalvia; Venerida; Veneridae
Product: E3 ubiquitin/ISG15 ligase TRIM25-like
Exons: 1
Coding region: 129-2195 (688 amino acids)
Biological process (GO): positive regulation of DNA-templated transcription
Cellular component (GO): chromatin; nucleoplasm
Molecular function (GO): zinc ion binding; ubiquitin-protein transferase activity
Source: RefSeq, a predicted model, not a curated record
UUUCGUUCAUUUAAACUCUCAUUUAUGCAACGAAAUCACUUUCUUUACAAAAUCACCAAUUAAAUGGAAUAAUGAAAAACAUUAUGACAUGACUUUGCGAAGAAGUUUUGGAUUUUUAACUCUUCAUAAUGCUCUCUCGUCUUUCCCAGAUGGAGACCGACUCGGAAAUUGGCGAAACCUUUAAGCUUACACAGUCUCGCGUAUCGCCGAGAAAAUCUAUCAACGCAUUUUCGGACGAACUUCUAAACUGUCAGUUGUGCCACAGUCGGUUCAAGAACCCCAAGAGCUUGACGUGCCUACAUUCGUUUUGCGAGACUUGCUUGGAUAUUUACAUAGCUAAACUUCCGGGAGGGAAAAAUCGUUUUUUUCCGUGCCCAGUUUGCCGUGAGCUGAAUCCGGUUCCUAAACCUGACCAGGCGGAAAACGUGCCAGAAUCUGAAAAGUGGGCUCCCGAAUUGCCGGGGGAAUCAUUUACGAUGACGUCUCGAUCAAGAAGAUCUUCAGUCGAUGAGUUUACGGAGCGUUCGGAGCGCACGGAACGAUCAAUGGCCUUGACGCUUCGUAAUGACAGGAAGUGUAGCCCAUGUGCGGAAAAUGACGAGAUUGUACAAGCUUUAUACUGGUGUCCCACGUGCAGAGAAGCCCUGUGUGAUAUGUGUACGAAAAGUCAUCGAGGAAUGAAAAUAACCAAAAGCCACGCAUUGAUGGAUAUUGACGACCUUAAGGAAAGGCCUGUACACAUGAUCCGGUCACGUGAAAUAUGUCCCGAACAUAGAGGCAAACUGCUAGACUUGUACUGCCAAGACCACCAGUGCAUGGUGUGUAACACGUGCGUGGCAAUCCACCACCGACGUUGUGACACCAUAUUAGCUAUUGAUAGAGUUGCUCGGACGAAUCGAUCUCAGAAAACGAAUAAAUCUCUUCAGCAAAGACUGAGGCAUUGUAUUAAUGUUGUAGAUCAUGUCUUAUCCAUCAAAGAGCAGUCAAAGGCCAGGCUUAUCACUAGGAAAGAGGGGAUUCUUGACGAAGUUGCUAAACUAAAAAUGUCAAUAAUACAACUUCUUGAUGAGCUGGAAGAAAAAAUGAAGGAUGAAAUUGACGCUGUCUGUCGUGAUUAUGAGGACAUUCUGCAAGGAAAGAUUGACCGCAGCAAGGGACUCCGAGAUUCUAUCCAGAGUGCUCUUUCAACAAUACAGAGCACAUUAGAUGCCGGGACAGAUUACCAGCAAGUUCUAGCAACUCAGACAUUAAAAGAGGAAGUCGAAAAGUACGAACAUAUGGCCGAUAACGAGAGAAUCGACUACAAGGAUGUUGAUUUGAUGUUCACAGCUGACGAGAAUCUAGUGAGAAUGGCGAAAAUGGUGGAUCGGAUGGGAUAUGUAGAAAUCUCCGAGAAACGGGAAAUGUCAAAACCAUUCAGACACUGUUCUGCGCAGAAAAAUGGAAUCAUCAAUGGCAAAGUCAAAGGAGACAGGAAUGGCUGCAUCUUUAAUUCGGUUGAUAUUUCUGAUACAGGCGAAAUUAUCCUGUCUGAUUUCAACAACUGUUGCGUGAAGCUGUUUGACGCAUUCGGAAUGUUUCGGUCGUCGUCGAAACUAAAUUCACCUCCACGUGGAGUCAGCAUGCUGCCAGACAGAAUGGCUGCCGUAGCCCUUCCGGAAGAAUGCGUGAUAAAGCUCAUGUCAGUAGAGGGAAAGUUUUUGUCAAAUGUUCGCGAAUUGCACACCUCUUUCAAGGCUUAUAGAAUAAGUAAUUAUCGUGGGAAAUUAGUCGGUAUACUAUACUCGAAGGCCUGCAGAAGUUUAUCUAUAAUAGAAAGGAAUGGUCGCGUAGAAAAGACCAUGACGCGCAAACGCGACUACAAGGGACUAGGAGGCGUAGCUUACGAUCCUGUGAAAAAUUACAUUUACAUGUCAGAUCGUGAUGCAAUUUCUUGCUAUAAUGGAGCUGGAAAGCAGGUUUUUCGAAAUACAUACAGAAGGACGGAUCUCCGUGGAAUGGCGCUUGACUGCCAAGGAAAUAUAUACGUCUGUUCACACGACUCGGGGCAAGUACUCCAAAUAUCUCCUGAUGGAACGUUGAUAAAGUCGAUUUUGGUUCCCAUAUCACCGCAAGAUGUCGCAAUAGAACCAAUGGGGAACAAAAUGGUGGUCGUCGGUCUUGGAGAAGUAGUGCACGUGUACAAUCUCGUCUGAAUUUGCUUACUAGCAAAUCGUUGCAGACAUUUUUUCAUUUUUAUAUAUAAGAAACUGCAUUAUAUCAUGAAAUGAUGAACAGUCAAAAAGAGAAAUAAGGAGUAAAUGCCUGUAUUACAUAAUUUGUAAAUCCAUGCAGCGUUAAAGGUUAGAUCAUUAAUCAUGUAAAGUAUGUUGCUUGCAGUGAACGUAGCGCCCUCAGUUAUUAAAUUUGCAAAUUAAUGCACCGCAUGCAUGCGGAAGAGUUGAAACUUUGUCAUAUUUGAGAACAGCGUACCAGCAUGAUAAGACAGUAUGAUACGAUUUCAUGUGAUUAUAGUAUGGUAAUCAAAAUUUAGAAGUAUAUCAUCUACUUGAUAUGACUUUAUUUCCGUUUUCAUUUAUUUUCAUUUAAAUAUACCUACAAACAUGUAUUAUCUGUAUAUCAUGUUCAGUGCAUUAUUUGACGUAUUCAUUUACCAUCAAGUUAUGGCGGACCUGUUUGCUGUUUGGAUAGUGUGCUCCCCACAUACAUGUAUGUACAUUGUUAUAGUCUAUCUUAGUUGAAACAGUCAGUUCAGGAGUUCUACUUCAUCAACGUUUUAAGUACCA